Rhodotorula graminis WP1 is the source of this 966-nucleotide messenger RNA. RefSeq lists its product as uncharacterized. Bases 9 to 806 code for a protein of 265 amino acids. Gene Ontology annotation, molecular function: protein binding. NCBI's taxonomy places the organism in Eukaryota, Fungi, Basidiomycota, Microbotryomycetes, Sporidiobolales, Sporidiobolaceae. The transcript is spliced from 5 exons. The record is from RefSeq and is a predicted model, not a curated record.
CGCCCACGAUGAGCUACGUCCAGCAAGCCCCGGACCACGACUCGCGCCCUCUCCCUGACGGCUGGAUCACCCAGUUUGACGCAAAUCACGGUCGCAGCUUCUGGGUCGACACAAAGGCCAAUCUGCCUCGAUCCAUCUGGACCCACCCCCUCGACGACCCCGACUACCAGCGCACCCACGGCGGCGGCUCGUCGAGCACGUUUGCCCCUCCUCCUGGCCCUCCUCCCUCGCACCACCUCGCCAGCUCAAACUCGCACUCGAACAGCAGCUACGGCAACAGCUACGGCACCGACAUUAAGUCGUCGACGCCAGCACCUCCUCUCGGCGCAUCUACGGGCCAGCGCGACUCGUACGGCGGCGGCGGUUACCCUCAGUCGACCAGCUCGCCUGCGCCCAACUCGUACCAGUACCAGCAGCCGCCGCCUCAACAGCAGCAGCAGAAGUCGGGCGCGAGCGGCCUGUUUGGCAAGAUCAAGAGCAAGCUCGACGAGAAGAAGGCCCAGCAGCAGAGGCCGUACGGCGGGCAGCAGGGCUACGGUGGGCAGCCGAUGUAUGGCCAGCAGCCGAUGGGUGGCGGCAUGAUGGGCGGUGGACGCAUGGGCGGCGGCAUGAUGGGCGGAGGUGGGAGGAUGGGCGGCGGCGGCAUGAACCCGGCCCUCAUGCUCGGUGGCGGUCUCCUCGGUGGCGCCCUCAUUGGCGGCGCACUCGCCGACGGCCAGAACGACGCUUACCAGGAUGGCUACCAGGACGGUCAAGACGGUGGCGACUUUGGCGGCGGCGACGACAUGGGCGGCGGCGACUUCUAGUCGCGUCGUCGUUUCGAGGCGCACGGACCUCGCCUGCGCUCGCCGCAGCAGGACGCCCGAGCGACCAUCUUCCAUCUUACUCGACCCUGUACCACUUCGCUCUCUUAUUCUCUCAUGUGUAGCUCUCGCAACCAACUUGUUCGCACGCUCCCUUCCUCUC